Drosophila yakuba is the source of this 2109-nucleotide messenger RNA. Its product is annotated as trypsin alpha-3. Gene Ontology annotation, biological process: proteolysis. Bases 1173 to 2084 code for a protein of 303 amino acids. The transcript has a single exon. The record is from RefSeq and is a predicted model, not a curated record. NCBI's taxonomy places the organism in Eukaryota, Metazoa, Arthropoda, Insecta, Diptera, Drosophilidae. Gene Ontology annotation, molecular function: serine-type endopeptidase activity.
CCCGGGUUCAUGCUAUGUCAAGCAUGAUUUCGCUGUUUGGGGGCCGUGCCUCAGAGACCCAUUAAUGAGCACACAAACUGGCAUUUGACAGAUUUUUUAAUUAAACCAUACAAAUUGCGAUUCUUCACGCUUUUCGCCACACGAAACAGUGCGGAUAUUAUUGCUGGCCCACAUGGCCCGUAGGCCACAUUGAAGCUCCUCCCGCUCCUUUUCUGCGCGAACAUAAAAAAAAAUGGCAUUCCAGUUAGCGAUAAGCGAGUAAUCUCGGCAAGAAAACGAAUGAAAUGCCAACGUUAUCGGCUAUCUGGCAGCUGGCAGCUCCCGCGUAAAUGCAAUUUAAGGAGCGGGGCAAAAAGAAAUUUGCAUAGGCGCCGAGCUAAUGAAUUUCUGCUGCCUGCUUACAUAAUUAUCGGCGGCACCAUUAUGGCCUAAACCUGGACCUCGUGCUCCAAGUCCAAGUGCUCCUUUCACUUUUGUGCGAAUGCGCCUGCCUAAUUAUUCCUGCCCGGCCGUGUCCACAUCCAUUGUUACCCCUGUGAUUUCGCACAUAAUUAAACUGCACAAAACGUACUUAAAUUAAUAGUUUUAUUGUUUUGUCUUCUCCUGAGUUGGAGUCUGAGUCGAAGCGGAGUCAUGCGGAAGCGGCGCCCUACCAAAAAUGGGCAGCGGAAACCUGCCACAAAAAAUCCAGAAGUGAAAAGGGGUUAUUACCACCAGCAGCAAUAAAUAAAGAAGAAGUCAGAGACCACCUUCAUUUCACUUUCUUGACAAAUCGCACAAGCGAAUAAAAAGAUUAUUUAAUCUGCUUCCUAAACAUAAAAAUUGUAAAUUUCAAUAGAGUGUAAAACUUCUUCAGAGUGGUGUAUAAAUUGCAUAUUUUACGAUUUUAAAUAUACAAAGAACCCAAGAAAGAAACCUGAAAUACAUUUUUAAUUUGGCAUUCAUUCGGAUGACUUCAUUUAAAGAUUCUCUACUACACCAAACCGCGUUCAAACGACAAGGAUUACAAAUUGCAAAUUUAACAUUUGACCUAUUUUAUAAAUUUAAACAAAAAUGGCAAAACGAAAAACUGGUUUUUAGAUCCACAUCGGUUAUCAAGAGGUCGAAAGGUGACUUGAAAGAAUAAGUUCCUUUCAGUCAAUUCGCGUUCUUCGACUCGAGCGGUUACCAAAAUGUAUCAGAGGUCACUAGAGCUAGCCAUUUGUGCGGCACUACUACUGCUCGGAUCAGGAAGUGAAGGACGUGAAAGGGAUCCUUCGUGGUCAGGAUACUACAAGGACAAUGGAACUCAUUACUUGCUGUACGAAAAGACUCAGGAUAUCGCUUCAACACCAAACUUUGGAAAUAUAUCCUCGAAUCCUUUUAUCAACGCCUUGGAAGCCCAGGAGAGUUUUCCAACGAGAAUCGUCAAUGGCAAAAGGAUUGCGUGCACAGAAGCUCCCUUUCAGGGAUCCCUGCACUACGAAGGAUAUUUUGUUUGCGGCUGUGUGAUCAUCAAUAGAAUUUGGGUCCUCACUGCCCACCACUGCUUCUUUGGACCACCAGGAAAGUACACCGUGCGAGUGGGAUCGGAUGAACAGCGACGCGGUGGUCAGCUGCGCCAUGUGAGUAAGAUCGUGGCAUUGGGGUCAUAUGAUGAGUACACCAUGCGACACGACCUGGCCAUGAUGAAACUGAGAUCGCCGGUCUACUUUGGCAAAUGUGUUAGGCCUGUGAAACUGCCCUCCACCAAAAUUACGACAUUUCCCAAAAAGUUCGUAGUUAGCGGAUGGGGUCUUACCUCGGCGAGUGCCCAAAAUGUCCAACGCUAUCUGCGUCGCGUGCAACUCGACUAUGUGAAACGGUCAAAGUGCAAGAAUAUGUACAAAAAAGCCGGACUCCAAAUAUACAAGGAUAUGAUCUGCGCCAGUCGAACAAGCAAGGAUAGCUGUUCCGGAGAUUCUGGUGGUCCGUUGACCAGCAGCGGUGUCCUUUUUGGCAUCGUGUCCUGGGGCAUUGGCUGCGCCAACAAAAACUAUCCCGGUGUUUAUGUCAACUGCAAGCGAUACGUGCCUUGGAUUAAAAAGGUCAUACACAAUUAUUAAUAUAAAUUAAACUGUAUUAUACUUA